Mustela erminea (ermine) is the source of this 3212-nucleotide messenger RNA. It is a transcript of the gene METTL9, whose product is annotated as methyltransferase like 9. The record is from RefSeq and is a predicted model, not a curated record. NCBI's taxonomy places the organism in Eukaryota, Metazoa, Chordata, Mammalia, Carnivora, Mustelidae. The transcript is spliced from 5 exons. Gene Ontology annotation, molecular function: protein-L-histidine N-pros-methyltransferase activity. Bases 242 to 1195 code for a protein of 317 amino acids.
GCGGGAAGGCUGUGCGCCGCCCGCUCCUCCCCGCCCCGCCCCCUCCCCCGCCACCACCUCCGCCUCGGCCCUGAAGGGGGCUGGAUGGGCGAGUUGGGCGCGAUGGCUCGAGCCCGGGCGGCGGCGGCGGCGGCCGGAGGCGGCGGCGCCUCCUCCUCCUCCUCCUCCUCCUCCUCCUCCUCCUCCUGCUGCUCCUCGCCCCGGCGCCGGCGGUGAUCCGAGCGAGCGGCCGCGGCCCCCGAUGAGACUGCUCGUGGGCUGGCUGUGCCUGAGCCUGGCGUCCGUGUGGCUGGCGCGGAGGAUGUGGACGCUGCGGAGCCCGCUCACCCGCUCCCUGUACGUGAACAUGACGAGCGGCCCCGGCGGGCCGGCGGCGGCCGCGGGCGGCAGGAAGGAGAACCACCAGUGGUAUGUGUGCAACAGAGAGAAAUUAUGUGAAUCACUCCAGGCUGUCUUUGUUCAGAGCUACCUUGACCAAGGAACACAGAUCUUCUUAAACAACAGCAUUGAGAAAUCGGGCUGGCUAUUUAUCCAAUUAUAUCACUCUUUCGUGUCAUCCGUUUUUAGCCUGUUUAUGUCUAGAACAUCUAUCAAUGGGUUGCUAGGAAGAGGCUCAAUGUUUGUGUUUUCACCAGAUCAGUUUCAGAGACUGCUAAAAAUUAAUCCAGACUGGAAAACCCACAGACUUCUUGAUUUAGGUGCUGGAGAUGGAGAAGUCACAAAAAUCAUGAGCCCUCAUUUUGAAGAAAUUUAUGCCACUGAACUGUCUGAAACUAUGAUAUGGCAGCUUCAGAAGAAGAAAUACAGAGUGCUUGGUAUAAACGAGUGGCAGAAUACAGGGUUCCAGUAUGAUGUCAUCAGCUGCUUGAAUUUGCUGGACCGCUGUGAUCAGCCCCUGACUUUGUUAAAAGAUAUCAGAAGUGUCUUGGAGCCAACUAGAGGCAGGGUCAUCCUCGCCCUGGUUUUACCCUUUCAUCCCUAUGUGGAAAACGGUGGCAAGUGGGAGAAACCAUCCGAAAUUUUAGAAAUCAAGGGACAGAACUGGGAAGAACAAGUGAACAGUCUGCCGGAAGUUUUCAGAAAAGCUGGUUUUGUUAUCGAAGCUUUCACCAGAUUACCAUACCUGUGUGAAGGCGACAUGUACAAUGACUACUACGUUCUGGACGACGCUGUCUUUGUUCUCAAACCCGUAUAGACACGUGGAGGCCCGAGUCUUCAGAGCCCACCCUGAGAAUGUACACUCCAGAAGAGGGUCUGCGUUUGCGAUUACGUGAAAGGGGGGACCUUUGGGGACCGCCGUUCUGAAUAUCAUGUAGGAAUUUAAAAAGCCAAAAUACUAAUUAUUUCUUUGUAGUGUGUAAAAGGAAUGUUUCUAAAAAAACAAAACCCAACUCUUUGAGGAUUUUUAUCAACUCUUUACUCAGUCUACAGGUCACACUCCCAAGUAUGGAAGAUAUUUUUUAUACUUCAUUACAGUAGGGACUCAUUCCCAGUCAAAGCAAUAGUCACGACGUCACAUGGAACCAAUAAAUAUGGAUUGUUUUUAAUAAAGUGAAGACUGGCAAUAAAGCUGUCCGUUCAGUUGCAAAUAUUUGGUUAUAAAAGGUAUAGCCACUGAUAUUCUUUCAUGUUUAGAAAUUCUUUCUGUUAUUCAAAAAAUGUUUUUAAUCAUGCUAAUAAACUUUUUUGGAGAUGACUCUGGCAUCAUGUUUGAGUUAAUAUAAGGCUCCCCUAGGAUCUUUUAUUGCUUUGGCUUCAGGGGUGCCCAAAUAGUAGCAUUAUGUGAAGAGUGCAGUUAGGACUGUGUGAUAAAGGCUUCCCACCGGGUGGGAGCCGGGGGAAUAUUGCAAACUGUGGUGAGCACUGAGCUAGGCAGUCUAGACGAACCCUUAGGAAGAACAACUUCAUUCAGAUCUAGUCCUUCAGGGACCACUCCCCAGUCCCCAUUUCAAGUUGGCUUUGGGAAAUUCAAAACACGGGCUUCCGACUUGGUGAUCGCUUCCACCCUAUGCUCAGAAUUCUGCUUUUCUGGACAAUCUCAGGUUCUCAGAAUUGAAACAUUCAUCUGUGGCUUCUGACAAAAUGCAGCCUAAAAAUGUUUUAAUUCCACUUCUUACUCUACACGUGUAUACCUCUUUCCCAGAACCUGGUUCUUCCUGAAACUCUUGACUGAGUUUAUUCGCCAAGAAUAGGGACGGAUGAAGACCAUGUCAGACUCCUCUAUUCUAGAAUCCGUGAGUGCCUCCAACCAUAUACCCACAAAUGUUGCAAUAGAGGAACUCAUUCGCAAGAUCAAUAACCAUUGUGCAUAUUCCAAAGAGAGCAGAGCACUUAACCCAGAAUCUAAAAUCUCAGUAAUAACAGAGACGACGGAUUCGAGAUUGUGGUUAUUAACAAUAUGUUAUUCUCAUGACUUUCUUUUUUUCAGCCAGGUGUUUCAUUAAAUAUUCUCAUUUAUAUGCUCAUAGAAGUCAUCAAGUCAACACAUUGACUGCAACACCUGGGUAUAAAGGAGAAUGAAAGCCUCAAGAAGAAUCACUUUAUUAUUCAUUAAGAACAGCAUUCCCACAUCCUCACACCGAUAUCUCCCACUGUUACUGUGUUGUCAUAAGAAGAGUUGGGUUAUGUGAUUUAUGCAAAAUUGUUAUUGGUGCAUUCUAGUGCUUUUUUUCCCCCAGGAAUUCAAGUAGCACCCUAGAUGAUGAAAAUAGAGGAAAUGAGUAAACAUAAUGUAGUUCUUACACAGUUUAGUUUUGUUUCUUUAUAAACUGUCAUAAUCUUGCUGUUUUGACUGUCGAACAAGAGUGCAAGAGUGAUGGAUGUUCAAAGAGGCAGGUUGCCGCAAAGGGUUUCAUAAUUUUGAAAUCAAGAAUUAAUUUUAUGGUCUAUUCAAAAAAAACACAAAAUCUCUCUUCUUUAUGCCCCUCAAAAGCAGAGAAAGCACAUCCAUUUAUGCAUUUCAGAGAUACAAAUACUUUCUCAAAACCAGGUUCUCAGAAAACCAAUAUAUUAACAGUUCUGUUGUAGGAUGAAAAUUUAAACCAGCAAAUCCUAGCACAUUUGAUACCUGGUCUUGGAAGUCUUGGUGGUGUGUCACCUCUCCACUAGGUGGCAGUGUUGCGUACUGAGUGUCAAUGGCUUUUAUUUCCCCCCACAAAUGGAAUCCUGUUUUUUCCCCAAAGUACAAUAAAGCUGCCUUCUUGUCUGCACCA